GGGGCGGACGCGCUCGAGCACCGGGAACCGUCAGCAGUUCCGGGUCCGGCGGCCGCCAGCCCGCACCCGCCGCGCGGCCCCUGGAGGAGGAACGGGAACCGAGCAGCGGCCGGGCCGAGCGGAGCUAUAGGCAGGAUCACUAAUACAUAACAACAAAAAAAAUAAAAGUGAAAGAUUAUCAGCACUGAUUAUUUUGUAUGAGAAAAGGUGAACUGAAAAGGUGGAAAGAGACACAACAAUGUCAGAAAACGAAAGGAAGAGUCAAGGAGUUCCCAAAGAAGCUCUGGCUAAACAAGACACAUCGUCAUUAACCGAUGCUGUAGAACAAGUUGCAAAGCAACAACAAUCACAAACAUCAGAAAUAGAAAGAAACAGAAAAGUUCUGUUCCAUUUGCAGAAUGAACUUCAUGAGCUUGAAACACAAAUAGCAUCUGUCUCUGCAGAAACUAAAGAAACAGAAAGGCAAAUUUAUCAGCAAGAUGCUGCCAUACAGAAUACCAGACUUCAGUGUGGAGACCUGGAAAAUCAAAUCAAAUCCUUACACGCGGAAAAUGUGAAGCUUAAAUCUGACAUAGAAACAGCCCAAGAAAAUUUUGAGGAACAAAUGAUAAAAUAUAAUGAAUACUAUGCCAAGAUAAAAGCACAUAAAGAUAGUUUGAGAGAGGUAGAGAACAAAUGGUCAUUCAUGACUGAACUCAAUGAGAAACGAGACCUUGUUAAAAAACUAAAGACAAUGAAAGAGGAACUUAAGCUGGAUCUCCAGAAUCCAGAAGGACACCUGAUGAGACAAGCACAGGAAGAUAUUACAAAACUGAAGGAUGAAAUUACAAGUGUAGAAGAAUCCAUCAGUGAACAAACUUGUUUUCUUGAGAAAGAAAUAAAGACACAUGAAAAGUUAAGAAAAGAAAUAGAGGUACAACAUAAAAGAUAUGGUGCAAUUCUUAAGCGUUUGCACUGUCAGUUAAAUAAGCUUCACUCAAAUAGAAGACAAUGGCAAUGGAACAUCCAACAGCUGGAAAAAACUGCUGCUGAACUGAGAAAACGUAUUGGAAUGAAAGAUUAGCAUGGCUAUAGGGUGUUGUAGGGCCUGGACUAUGCCACAAAAAUUAUGGGAUAGAAAGGUGAGAAUAUCCUUUGGGUCUUAACAACAGCAUCCACUAUCAAGGGGUUGUCUUAAGGACAGAUAUAUUUUCUCCUUUUUUGAAUCAGUCAUCUCUUUGUUAAAGUUCCUUCCAACACUAUAAUUGAUAGCAAUAGAGAGAUAGUAGGAAGGCUCACAGAAUAGUGAAAGACUCUGUAUGAAUAUUUUGAGUGUAUAAGAUGUCCUGAACUCAUCAAUGCCUAUUUAUAAACAUGUUGCCUUCACUAUUAUAUGAAGCAAACAUUUAAAAGAAAGAAGCACUUGAAUUUUCAAUGAUUUGAAUUUUUAAGGUAUUUUAAAUGGUUGUCUGUUUCAGACAACCUGCUCUUUUACCUUGGCUUCAAAGAAGUCCAUAAAUAUUGACAUUUAUUAUAAUGUUGUUAUGUAUUCAAGGCUUUUGAUAUUUACUUAGUUUUCUCCUUUAUCCAGAAGGUAACAAUCAUUUUUUCUUUGCUGUUGGAUAAAUGUAUUUUAGAGCUUUGCAAUGUAUACAAUCUUUUGUUCACUUUUCUGUCUAUACAUUCUUACUAUUUUAUAACUAAAUUCAAGUUAUAGUAUCAUGUAAGACAAACAUACCACCUCUUGAAAAAUGAAUGUUAGCCAAUGUAGAAUAGCAUGUAUUUUUUCUCAUGUAUGUCCACAGCCACAAAUCAAUACUUAAUUUGUCACUUCUAGAGUAAAAGUGUUCCUUAUUUUGGCUCCAUUGAGUCAAAUUUUUAGAAGCAGAAAUAAAUUAUUAAUUAUUUAAGAUACGAUUUUAAAAUACUCUCUUUUAGGAUUUAAUGAGUUCAAAGCAGUAACAUUAAACAAGUAUCUCAGGUCCAUUUUGUCCUCACUUAUCUAUGUGCAAAGACUCAGUUAGAUUAUAGCUGAUUUAAAACCUGAUAUUAAUAAUCUUAUUAUGCCUAAUAAUUGUAGUCCUAUUAGGAAUUUGCAUGGCUAAUCACAGCUAACACUUCAAGUGGCUUAUGCUGUAACACAGUCAGCUUUGGUCCAUGACUCAGAACUAGGUUUUUUUUUUUUUUUUCUUGCUACUUUUUUAGGACUAGGGUUAAGGUUACUAGAUCACAGACAUAACUUCAAAAUGCAAGAUUAUUAAACUGAUAGAAGAUACAUAGGAGAAAACCUAGAUGACCAUCAACAUAGGGAUGUCCUUAGAAACAACACCAAAGGCACAACUCAUGAAAGAAAUAAUUGAAGAGCCAGACGUCAUUAAAAUUAAAAAUGUCUGCUCUGUAAUAGACACUGUCAAGAGAGUGAUAAGACGAGCCAUUGACUGAAAGAAAAUAUUUGCAAAAGACAAACCUGGUAAAGAACCAUUAUUUAAAAUAUAAAGUAAAAUUUUAAAACUCAGCAAUAAGAAAACAAAUAACCAGAUUAAAAAAUGGGCCAGAGACCUUAACAGAUGCCUCACCAGAGAAGAUAUACAGAUGGCAAAUAAGCACAUGAAAAGAUGCUCCACAUGAAAUGUCAUCAGGGAAAUGAGAAAUAAAUCAAUGAGGUACUGCCAUAUACCUAUUAGAAUGGCCAAAAUCUGGAACACCAACACCACCAAAAGUUGAUGAGAAUGCGGAGCAACAGAGACUUCAUUUAUUGCUGCUGGGAAGGCAAGUCAUUUUAGAAGACUCUUUGACAGUUUCUUACAAAACUAAUCAUACUCUUAAGAUAUGGUCCUGCAGUCACACUCUUUGGUAUUUAUCCAAAGGAGUAUAGAAAACCAAUGUCCACACCAAAUCACAGAUGAUUAUGGCGGCUUUUUUUCAUAAUUGCCAAAACUUGGAAGCAGCCAAGAUGACCUUCAGUAGGUGAAUGAGUAAAUAAGCUGUGUUACAGGCAAAUAAUGGAAUAUUAUUCAGUGCUUAAGAAAGAAAUAUUAUCAAGCAAUGAAAAGAUAUGUCAAAACUUCAGUGUAUAUUACUAAGUGAAAGAAGCCAAUCUGAAAAGGUUACCUAAGUUCAACUAUAUGACAUUCUGGAAAAGGCAAAACUAAGGAAACAGUAAAAAGAUCAGGGGUUGCCAGGGUCACUAGGGGGUGAGGGGUUAGAGGAGAGAUGAUUAGGCAGAACACAAAGAAUUUUGGGGGAGGCGCUGAAAAUAUUUUGUAUGAUACCAUAAUGAUGGAUAUAUGUCAUUAUACAUGUGUCCAAAUGCAUAGAAUGUGCAAUACCAAGGAUGAAUCCUAAGGUAAACUGUGGCCUUUGGGUGAUUUUGAGGUAGGUUUACCCUUGGUUUAAAAAAAUGUGCCAUUCUGGUGAGUAAUGUUAAUAAGUGGGGGGCCUACACAUGUGUGGGAACAGGAAGUAUAUGGGAAACCUCUUUCUCUCAAUUUUGUUGUAAACCUACAACUGUUAUAAAAAUGUCUUUUUUUUUUAAAGCACUUAGAUCCAUAGAUAAUAGUGCAUGCAAGUUAGUAUUAGUAAAGCAUUUUGCAAGGGAAGUGAAAUUCUACUUAUAAAGGUUGUUUUGUAACCUUGUAAAGUUCACAAGAAAAGUGUUAGUUGCUCAGUCGUGUUGCCCACCAGGCUCCUCUGUCCUUGGAAUUCUCCAGGGAAGAGUACUGGAGUGGGUAGCCGUUUCCUUCUGCAGGGUAUCUUCCCAACCCAGGGAUUGAACCCAAGUCUCCUGCAUUGCAGAGAGAUUGUUUACUGUGUGAGCCAUAUAGGGUAUAGCAGUUAAUAUGCAAAGUUCCUAUAUCAUUUUCAUUGAUUGAACUUGGAAUCUUUUGUUCAUCCAUAAAAAUAAUUAAGGCCUCCAUCAAUACUGUGGAAAUUUAGGACUAUUUUUUGGUGGGGAGAGUCAGUAGAUUAAGAAAAACUUGUGGUUUUUCAACUAAAAACUAUCUGAUUUAUUAGUUGCUCAUGUUUUCAGUACUAUAAAUAUUUUAUUUUUCAAAAAUUAAGCUAAUGAUUAGUAAAGCUAAUGAUCAGAAAAAGUUAUAUGCCUGUCAUAAAUAACUUAUCCUGUAUUUGUUUACUUAAAUUUAUAAUGUAUUUCUAAGGGAAGGAUUUUUUCUUUUACUUUUCUGAUAAAUUUGGCAGGUAAUUAAUGCGUCUUCUAUAUCACAUUAGCUUACCAUAUAGCACUUUCUCCUGAAUGUUACUGAACUAUGACUGAAACAAGGAAAAAUGAACUGAAAUAGAUACUAAAAUAGCAGAAUAGAUUUAUUCAAUACAUAGCUAAGAAUGGGAUGCGUCAUAUUGCUUUUUCUCCCCUGUAAUGUUCUAUUUAAAUGAUGACUGUGAGGUCUAGAUCUUGAGAAACAUAAAAAUAGCAUAUGAUUUAGUAAUGACAGAGUUGCUGCUGACAUAACCCAGUAAAGACAGACAUGAAGUAAUGAAACUUCAAUCUCUUAAUUAAUUAGAUGAUGUAUUCCAAAAGCAAAACCAGAAUUAACGUGAUAAAUAGUUUUAAAAAGCUCUCUGGCAUAACAACCAUGUAAGAAUCAGAAUAAAACACUUAAAUUACAUAUAUUUGCCAGUAUUGCUCAGUCAUGUAGCACAAGGUAAUUUAGAGGCAAUGAUAAUGCGCUGCCCAUCUAAGAUACAUUUUCAAAUUUCUCUUGUCCAAAACAUUUAUGUCGAGACAUACCAUCCACCUCAUCUACUUAUUACUCUCUGUGACAUUGUUUUAUGUAGAAUAGAAAUUUGUAAUGCCUGUGCUCAUAUCGGAGAAGCUUCCUCAAGGUGCUCUCAAGACUUAUUUUUCCUUGAUUGCAUAGUGCCUCAUUGUGUGUGUGAUAUAGGAGAAAGCCAACAAUCCUGCAGAACCGAGUUGUUUUGUCCUCAGAGACUGCUGCUGCUAAGUGGCUUCAGUCGUGUCCGACUCUGUGCGACGCCAUGGUGUUAACUAAUUCAUGCCCAGUGCACCAGCCAGAUGUAUCCCUGGGCUGAAGACAUCACACAGCUCUUUCCUCAGCCAUUGUCAAGCGUCUGUUGCUCCUUAGAGGGAUGCUGCUUUGAGGACGCCUCCAUCUGUUGGAUGUGAUAUUGACUUGGUUGGGAAGUUAGAAAAUGUUGCUAUUUUAUCUGUGGUUCAUACAAGUUUAUAUAAAGCACUCAAUUCUCAAAAGAGUCCAUUCUUUUUCUAAUCUUUCGCCAAUUUAGAUUAUUCAUCCUCUAUGCCUUUCAAUCUCAAUUAAUCUGUCAAUGUAAUUACUCAUGCACAGUUUCCUAAUAAUUAGUCUAAUUCUCCCACUUUUCUUUUUCUUUCCAUCAAAAAAUAGCAUUUCCACCUUCAGAGCUUUCCUUUUCUCACUCCCUGAACAGCUCCAGUUGUAUCAUCUUUAAGCUCCAAUUCCCAUUUUUGUUGUAACUCAAAGUUUAAUUCACUGGCCUAAAUACAGAUCCUGAACAUUGAAGACCAUCUUUAAUUUGCAACUGUCUUGUGCAGGAGGCUCCAUCUUUACUUCGAAAUGCGUCACAAAGAUAAAUUUUCUGCAAAACACUACACAGUCAGUGCUCUGCCCAGAUUCUCUCAGAUCUUUUUUUAAAAUCCUGUUGAAUACCCCUCUCCCAAGUGAGCCAUAAUUUUACUUCCACUAGCUCUCACCUAAUACUGUCUGUGGGAGGUUUGCUACCCUCAAAAGGACUUUGCCCAAUACAACAGCCUCACUUGGCUUCUUCUUUCCAUUCUUGCAUCCCUUACUCUCCCAGAACUUCACUCUCCCAGGAGAAACUGGGAUAAACUACUUUCUCAGAGUCUGCUUCUGGGGAUCCCAAACUAAGUCACCUUGCAAAAAUAAUUACACACCAAAAUCUCUAUUUUCAAGAGAUGAAUAUUACUUUACUCCUGUUCCUCAUUGCAGAUCCGUUCUGCUUCCAGCUGCAGCAGCAACAGAAAAUAAUAAUUUUUAAAAAAGCAAGAAACUUAGCACCUUUGAAAUCUAAUCACUAUUCCAUUUCAGUUCAGUUCAGUUCAGUGGCUCAGUUGCGUCCGACUCUUUGCGACCCCAUGAAUCGCAACACACCAGGCCUCC
Messenger RNA from Bubalus bubalis (water buffalo), 6116 nucleotides. It is a transcript of the gene CCDC122, whose product is annotated as coiled-coil domain containing 122. The record is from RefSeq and is a predicted model, not a curated record. The coding region runs from base 239 to 1063 and encodes 274 amino acids. The transcript has 6 exons. Lineage: Eukaryota; Metazoa; Chordata; Mammalia; Artiodactyla; Bovidae.